AUGGAUGCGGCUCUUCCAAUUAUACUACUUUCCGUGAUUAUUGGAGCUUUGAUCGCAUUUAUAGUAUUCGGAAGCUAUUUCCGGAAGCGUAAAUCUGAAAUCGAAUCAAUUGCCCGACCCGAGUCGCUUAAUUCCAAUCCGAAACCUUCUUCAAAGCCUUCAACCACCAAAAAAUCGCAGCCCAAAUCUCACUCUCACUCGCACACUGCCGAUAAAGAUGUGGCCAAGAAGCAUCACCCGUUGGAUUUGAAUACGUUGAAAGGGCAUGGGGAUGCUGUUACAGGCCUAUGUUUUUCUCCAGAUGGGCGUAGUUUAGCAACUGCUUGUGGAGAUGGUAUUGUCAGGAUUUUCAGGUUGGAUGAUGUCUCAAGUAAAAGUUUCAAGUUUCUGAGAAUUAAUGUGCCUGCUGGUGGUCAUCCUAAAGCAGUGGUAUUUGCCGAUAACGCAUCAUCUGUGGUAGUGGCUUCCCAGACACUUACUGGUGCAUCUUUAUAUUUGUAUGGGGAGGAAAAUCUCAAGACAACUGGUGAACAGAAGCAGCAGGCUAAGCUUCCACUCCCUGAAAUUAAAUGGCAACACCAUAAAGUUCACGAUAAGAGGGCCAUCCUCACUUUGGUGGGAACUAAGGCAACUUAUGGCACUGCUGAUGGAAGCACAAUUAUUGCUUCAUGUUCUGAAGGUACUGACAUUAUACUUUGGCAUGGAAAAACUGGAAAGAUAUUGGGUAAUGUAGAUACAAAUCAGCUCAAAAACACAAUGGCCACCAUAUCUCCAAAUGGGCGUUUUAUUGCUGCCGCUGCUUUUACUGCUGAUGUGAAGGUUUGGGAAAUUGUCUAUUCAAAAGAUGGCUCAGUGAAGGAGAUUGUGAGAGUCAUGCAGCUCAAAGGACACAAGAGUGCGGUGACUUGGCUGUGCUUUUCUCCAAAUUCGGAACAAAUCAUCACUGUGUCCAAGGAUGGUUCGAUAAGAAUAUGGAAUAUCAAUGUUCGAUAUCAUCUAGAUGAGGACUCAAAGACUUUGAAGGUGUUGCCCAUUCCACUUUCUGAUUCAAAUGGCACGACUUUACACUAUGAUCGUCUCUGUCUUUCCCCCGAUGGAAAGAUAUUGGCAGCAACUCAUGGUUCAACACUGCAGUGGUUAUGUGCUGAGACGGGUCAGGUUUUGGACACGGUUGACAAGGCCCACGAUGGUGAGAUUACCGACUUGGCAUGGGCACCUACUACCGUUCCAAUAGAAAAUAGGCAAUCGUUGAUUUUAGCCACGGCCAGCGUUGACAAGAAAGUAAAGCUGUGGGCAGCCCCUCCGCAUCAUCCCUCGUGA
Messenger RNA from Fraxinus pennsylvanica, 1320 nucleotides. The record is from the annotation of a GenBank genome assembly. NCBI's taxonomy places the organism in Eukaryota, Viridiplantae, Streptophyta, Magnoliopsida, Lamiales, Oleaceae.